Heterobilharzia americana is the source of this 1176-nucleotide messenger RNA. Lineage: Eukaryota; Metazoa; Platyhelminthes; Trematoda; Strigeidida; Schistosomatidae. The record is from the annotation of a GenBank genome assembly.
AUGGAUAAGUUUCCUCUUCCAACCGUUAAGGGACAGACAUUUGAGUUGGGACCGAGAUUUGAUGAUAUUCAGUAUGUUGGAGAGGGUGCAUACGGGAUUGUCGUGUCGGCGUUCGAUCGACAUCGCAAUGAAAAAGUAGCUAUUAAGAAGGUUUCUCCUUUUGAACAUCAAACCUACUGCCAGAGAACGUAUAGAGAGAUCUGGAUACUUAGUAGAAUGGACCACGAAAAUAUAGUUAAGAUCCACGAUCUCAUUACGCCCAGCACGUUUGAAGAAAUGAAAGACGUGUAUAUUGUAGAAUGUUUCAUGGAAACUGAUCUCUGCCGACUGUUGAAGACCCAGAAACUUAGCAAUGACCAUAUCUGUUACUUCCUUUAUCAAAUGCUGAGAGGCCUCAAGUACAUACAUUCUGCGAAUGUCCUGCACAGGGAUCUCAAACCAUGUAAUAUUUUGCUGAAUGCAGCGUGUGAUCUGAGGAUAUGCGAUUUUGGACUAGCUCGUAUAGCUGACCCAGAAUCUGAACAAUCUGGUACACUAACAGAAUAUGUUGCUACACGUUGGUAUCGUGCCCCUGAGAUUAUGCUCACAUCAAAGUUGUAUACAAAAGCUAUUGAUAUCUGGUCGAUUGGUUGUAUUAUGGCUGAAAUGCUCAGUAAUCGUGUUCUAUUCCCUGGAAAACAUUAUAUUGAUCAAUUGAAUUUAAUACUUCAAGUCUUAGGUUCUCCAACAAAAGAAGAUUUUGAGACGAUUGUAAAUCUUAAAGCACGUGCCUAUUUAGAAUCACUGCCUCAUCGUACUAAAGUCCCCUGGAAACAGUUAUAUCCAUAUGCUAGCGAAUCUGCUUUAGAUUUACUCGACAAGCUGUUGUGCUUUGUUCCAUCUCGUCGAAUAACAGUUGAAGAGGCCUUAGCACAUCCCUAUCUAGAACAGUACUAUGAUCCAACAGAUGAACCAGUUUUUGAACAUCCAUUUAUUCAAGAACCAGAUAAUUUUCCAAAAGAAAAGUUGAAAAUUCUUAUCUGGGAAGAGAUACAACGAUUUCAAAAUAAUAAGAAAAAUAAUGAUGAUAUGAUGUUUAUGAAGUCUGAACAAACUGAGGAGGUGACUUCAACGGCGACAACAACAAGAGCGAUCGGAGCAUCAUCAGGUGUACCAACAUUCACUUCUCAACCUUGA